AUGUCUGAACCUCUCUACCCUGCCUACCUCCCCACCAGGUCCGACGGCUACGUCGCCCCUCUGGCCGUACCCUUGUUCGACGGCGACGAGCCGGGGCUCCGCGCAGAUCCCGCUAAGCCCUCUCUUCUGAAGGCCGGCGCUACUGUCACCGACAUUACCCCCCGCAUUGGCACUGAGAUCCGGGGUGUGCAGAUUAGCAAGCUUAGCAGCGAGGGUCUCGAUGAGAUUGCUCUCCUGGCGGCUGAGAGAGGUGUUGUUGUUUUUAGAGACCAAGAUUUUGCCGAUGUUGGGUUUGACCGACAGCGAGAGAUUGUGAAGCAUUAUGGCCCUCUUCAUCUGCAUCCCACCAUGGGAUAUCCCAAGGGCACCGGUCCCGAGUUUCACGUCGUCUAUGCCGACGAAAAGUCCGGCAACUUGAGAAGCCUCCUUGGUCCUCGCACAACCUACGACCUCUGGCACAUUGACCAGACCUUUACCCCCAACGUCCCCUCAACCACCUUCUUUUGGGUUUUGGAGAUUCCCAAGUCUGGCGGCGGUGACACUGCUUUUACCUCUCUCACACACGCCUACGAAGCUCUCUCGCCCGCCUUCAGGGAGACCCUUCUAGCCCUGAAACUCCAGCACACUUCCGCCUCUGAAGGCGAAGUCAGAAGAGUCGGCACCGAGCGUGCCCUCGCAGAAGCCAUCAACACGACUCACCCCCUCGUGAUCAAGCAUCCCGUAACCGGCAAGCCCGCACUCUUCGUCAAUCCCACCAUCGCCCGUCAGGUCGAGGGUUUCCUACCCGAGGAGUCACAGCACCUGUUGUCGUUCCUGCACAACCACAUCCGCAGUCUAGACUUUAGCUGCCGCGUAAAGUGGGAGAAGGGGACGGUUGUUAUCUGGGAUCAGAGGUCGGCGGGACACUCUGCUGUGCCGGAUUUCCAGGAUAGUGAGAGGAGGCAUAUGGUGAGGAUGAUUCCUUACGGAUCCAAGCCUGAGCCCGUGUCCAAGUAA
Fusarium keratoplasticum is the source of this 996-nucleotide messenger RNA. RefSeq lists its product as uncharacterized. The record is from RefSeq and is a predicted model, not a curated record. Gene Ontology annotation, cellular component: cytoplasm. Gene Ontology annotation, molecular function: 2-oxoglutarate-dependent dioxygenase activity. The coding region runs from base 1 to 996 and encodes 331 amino acids. The transcript has 3 exons. Lineage: Eukaryota; Fungi; Ascomycota; Sordariomycetes; Hypocreales; Nectriaceae.